Messenger RNA from Dryobates pubescens (Downy woodpecker), 962 nucleotides. It is a transcript of the gene YPEL4, whose product is annotated as yippee like 4. The transcript is spliced from 6 exons. NCBI's taxonomy places the organism in Eukaryota, Metazoa, Chordata, Aves, Piciformes, Picidae. The record is from RefSeq and is a predicted model, not a curated record. Bases 1 to 948 code for a protein of 315 amino acids.
AUGGCCUGCGCUGCGGGGAGAAGGGCGCCGGGGCCUGGGUCCCAGGUCCCAGUCUGCCCGCCCGUCCCAGCCCCCUCAGGCCGCUGCGAUGGCACCGCCGAUACCGCUACCGAUAGCCCUCGCCCUCCCUCCCGCCCGGCGCUCACGCAUCGCCUCCAGCCGCCGCACUUCCGCUCCGCAGCGGCUGCGCCGGACGUGAGGUCAGAGCCGCGCGCGGGGGGCGGGGCGAGCGCCCGGGCAGCCCUGGGGGAGCACGCUGUGACGCGUGCGGACGGUGACGUCGCGGCAGCGGGGGAUGAGUCACGGUGCCAUGAUGCAGUCCCCGGGCAUGCAGGCCCCCCCUUGCGCCCGCCCGGUGCCCCCGCCCCGGGGACAGCGACAGCGGCGGCAGCGGGGACAGCGGGCACAGCGGCAGGCGGCCGCCCCCCUCUCCCGCCUCCUGCUCGCCGGGGGAGGCCCGGGGUGUGCCCCGGCCCCGGCGCGGGCGGGACGGCGACUUUCGGCGCGCUGCUGCGCUGCUUCCCGUGCCAGCGGUUCUGCGGGGGGGGGCCGGUGCCCCCCGGGGCACUGCCUGCCGCCGGGCCCCCCCCCCGCCGCCACCUGCCCCCCCGUACCUUCCGCAGCUACCUGCCCCGCUCGCACCGCACCUACAGCUGCGUCCACUGCCGGGCACAUCUGGCGCGACACGAGGAGCUCAUCUCCAAGUCCUUUCAGGGCAGCCACGGCCGUGCCUACCUGUUCAAUUCCGUGGUGAACGUGGGCUGCGGCCCCGCGGAGCAGCGGCUGCUGCUGACAGGGCUGCACUCCGUGGCUGACAUCUUCUGCCAGAGCUGCAACACCACACUGGGCUGGAAAUACGAGCAAGCCUUCGAGAGCAGCCAGAAGUACAAGGAGGGGAAGUUCAUCAUCGAGAUGUCUCACAUGGUGAAGGAGAACGGCUGGGACUGACGGGCACGGCGGGC